Oncorhynchus nerka (sockeye salmon) is the source of this 3339-nucleotide messenger RNA. RefSeq names its product outer dynein arm docking complex subunit 3 (gene odad3). Gene Ontology annotation, cellular component: ciliary tip; ciliary rootlet; cilium. NCBI's taxonomy places the organism in Eukaryota, Metazoa, Chordata, Actinopteri, Salmoniformes, Salmonidae. The record is from RefSeq and is a predicted model, not a curated record. Bases 237 to 1913 code for a protein of 558 amino acids. Gene Ontology annotation, biological process: cilium movement; outer dynein arm assembly. The transcript has 14 exons.
AGUCGGUGCUGCUUUGUGGUUUGCUCUCCAGGUUCGUGUUCGGUCUCCAGCCUCGACCUGAUAGGAAAGUCAGUGUACAUGUUGCUAGGCAACCGGAGGCCAUCCGAACGACGGUGUUUUCACGCGAAUUCCGCUCAUACAAGGACAAAACUACCUAAAAGUGCGUCAGUUUGCAUCUAAUGCUAGCUAGCUACUUCUAAAGUCGACUAUUAGUUUGUGAUUAGUGCACACUGACAAUGCCGUUCAGCGCCGAGGCCAUUAAGCCGCCCCUUCAUGACCAAAUAACAGAACUGCAGAGGAAAAUUCAACUUCUUGAGGGCGACAGAAGUGCAUACUAUGAAAUGUCUCAGUCAAGCAUCAAGAAAAACAGGAAUUCUAUCCUUCAGCUGAGGCAGGAGAACAAGAGACUACACAAGAAGUUGGCUGACGCUCUUGCUGGGGACGAGCAGGUGAUAAAGGAGGCCUUCCAAAGCCGAGGCAUGGAGAAAGCUGCCUUCAGAAACAUGUCAGGGAAGGCUGCUCUCAAGGUGCUGGACCAGAAGGUGUGUGACAAGAUGAAGAAGCUGAACGCUCUAAAGCACACCACCCAGACGUACCGUCGUCGCCUGGAGGACCUACAGACACUGUACCAGAGUAUGAAGCUAGAGAACAGGGGACCAGAGAGAGACACGGAGAGACGCAGCGAGGAGGCCAAGAGUGAAGGAGAGGCGGCUGAGGAGCAUCCCCAAAAGAACUUGCGGGUGCUGGAGAAUCGUCUGGAGAAAGCCCAGCUGAAGUGUCAGGAGGCUGAACACAUCAUGAGAGGCUAUCUGAAACUAAAGGCCCACCUACAGGAGGAGAGCCUGACCUUCCAGUCCCAGCUGGAUAAACUAGAGGCUGAGAUCCUGAGACAGAGACAGGAGCUGAAGGACCUGCAGGUCCUGAACAGUGACGCACUCCUCUCCAAAGACACUGCCAAGGCAGAGCUGCAGCGUCAAGAAGAAGAGAUGUAUAGGGAGAGGAAGGACAGAGAGUGUAUCCUCACCCGUUACAAGAAAGAGGCAGAGGACCGUAAGGCUCAGGCUGAGAGGGUGGAGAGAAGGGCCCAGCGGGCAGCCAUGCAGCCUGACGAGCUGAGUAGCGACGCCCAGCGCAGUGCCACCGGGCUGGGGGAGGAGGAGAGGACCAUCUCCACCUUUGAAGAGGCCUUCAGACGCAUCAAGGAGGCCACGGGGGUCACUGACACACGGGAGGUGGUGGAGAGGUUCAUCUCCCAGGGAGACACCCAGCAGCACCUGGAGGAUCUGAAGAAGGAGAACCAGAGAACCCUGCUACAGCUGAAGGAGGACAGGGACCGUCUGCAGGAACACUUCCAGGACAUCAAGUACUCCGGGGAGACCAAGCUCUCCAGUGGUCAGCAGAUGCUGGAGGACUGUAAGCGCCACCUGCAGGCGGAGCAGGGGAGCCGCGACGCCGCCAAGGAGCGUCUGGACUGGCUGACCCGUACCCUGAACACGGUCCGGGCCGGGGUGGAACACCUAUCUGACAAACUGCAGCACAUCAAGCUGGGUGACCGACUGGAGCCCCAGCUGCCCCCCGGCUCAGAGGAGUACGUGGUGGAACUGCUGUCCCAGUCAGAGCAGAAGCUGCUGUUAUUGCAGGAGGAGCUCCAGGGGAAGGACCUGGCCGCCGUCAUGAAGGAGAUGGAGGAAGAGGAGUUCCAUGCCAGCAUCGAGGGGAAGCUGCCCCAUUGCAACACCCGCAUCAAGCUGCCUGAGGCUCAGAAACAGGACCCAUAUGAUGAAGAGGAGGAGAGCGGGGACGAUGAGGGUGACAUUAUCACCAGGGCGAUACUGAAGCACCAGUCUCAGCUCAUCAUCGACUCCAAGACUAAGAGGAAGACCAGGACCAAGAAGAAAAAGGGCAAGCUCUGAUCCUAGAUCAGUUAGGCUGGCUAGAGGUCACAAGAGCCAUAGAAAUAUAAUUGCUAGAAUGGGGAGUUUGUGUUUAGUGUGAGGUCAUAGGUCAUAUUUGUGCCCUGGAUUGAGUGAAAAUACUUUUGCUUAGAUGGCAUAUGGGACUUGAGUGAAAUCUUACUCCUCACAUAUAAUUAUUCAGUUAGCUAAAUAAUUAUAUUCCUUAUUAACUAAUGGAAUGCACAGUAAAUGUAUAUUGUAUAUUUGGGAUGAUACUGUAGCUAGGGGAACGUUGUGGUGGCAGAUCAUAUAGUACCUUGCAGUCAUCACAUUAGCUACUUUAUGAAUGCAAGACUUGAUUUUAUCACAAAGCAGUUCAACACAAAAUAAGUUCCCACUUGCACCACUGAUUUGUAGAUUAUAAAAUUGUAAUCAAAAUAGGAAUGAAAAUCAAUAAAAAGCUUGAUUUGAAGAAUUACUCAAUUACUCAAGGUAAGAUUGCUCUAAUGCAGGGGUGUCAAACACACAGCCCGUGGGAUGUUUUUUGUUGUUGUAUAAUAUAUAUAUUUUUGAAUCUGCAUUGAAAUGACUUAAAUAUUGAAACUGUGUAGGAAUCAGGGCUUGACAUGAACCUUUUUAGCCUUUGGACAUGUAGGACAGAUUUUUUACUUGUUUACCAAAGUCACUUGUCCCCCCCAAAAAAGGUCUGUAUCACAAUCCAAAAGGGUGAGUGAAAAUGAGUGAAGUACACAUAUCCGUGGGAAUUAGGGGUGUUGAGGGUGCAGCAUCACCCCCUAAUAAAUCACUUUAUUCAUAAAUUAGUGAUUAAAUUAGUGUACUAGGCCUUUAUUACUCCUCUUUGAUUACUGCUGUAUGAUUACUCCUGUAUGAUUACUCCUCUUUGAUUACUCCUGUAUGAUUACUGCUGUAUGAUUACCCCUCUUUGAUUACUCCUGUAUGAUUACUCCUCUUUGAUUACUCCUGUAUGAUUACUGCUGUAUGAUUACUCCUGUAUGAUUACUGCUGUAUGAUUACUGCUGUAUGAUUACUGCUGUAUGAUUACUCCUGUAUGAUUACUGCUGUAUGAUUACUGCUGUAUGACCCUGUGUGUGCGGAAGUGUGCAGAUGGAGCAGUGACACAGUCAAGGAUCAUCAUGGACUGCAGAGCAACUCUGCUCUCCUCACAACUGGAUAACUAUACACUGAUUCACAUCUAGGCUACUUACUAUAUGCCAGUAUGUGUUGUAGUUAGGUUUCACAUUGCUAGGAUAACAUGGAAAUAGGUCUAGGCCAACUAUGCAUUAUUUCUUUCAUACGCUUUCCUCAGCUGAAGCCUAAGUUUUCUUUUGACUCAUUAUAUUUGUCCAUCUUGGUAUUGCUCAAUUUCAGUUCUUGUGGCCUAAAAUAUAUGUAAUUCAAAAUAAAUAUAAGAAUGAGAAUAGCA